UUGCUCCCGCAUUGAAUGGUUGGUACACGUUUCGCAAAACCAUUGCUGGUCGUUGAGCGUAAUUUCUCAAAACUCUCUGAUUGAAACCAAAAACCAGAGCAAUCAUGGAAGAACAAUCGUCAAAAGAAGAAAACCCACAAGUCUUGAAGGUCCUAGAAGCACUGAAACAAGCUUCACAAGAACUCCAAGCACACCCGGAUCCAAACUCGGCAGAUUCCUACUCACCCGCCAUUAAAGCUUUGCUUGAGCUCGAGAACGAAUCAGACGCCAUCCUCUCUAAAGACCCACAUCUCUCUACCCUCUCCCAACGCCUCGCCGACCUCAAAUCACUCCUCGAGACUCUCCAGAACUCGCGUGGAUACAGCAUCAGGAACUUCCUCACUCGCCGAGUCUCGACACACUCUAUCUCCAAGGUCGCCGGCUCGAUUGAAUCAGAAAUUCAGUCAUGGAUUGAUCGGGAAAGCAUGGAGAAGUUAGUGAAAUCCCUGAAAGAGAAUCCAGAGGAGGAAAACGAGGAUGAGUUGGUGGGUUUGUUAACUCAGUUCGAGGAACGAGUCUCGCAAGGGUUUAAUCGCGAGUUGCAGGAUUUAGUACUGAAGUCAAAGGUGUUCUUAUUGCUUGAACGAAUCCUCAGCGACCCGAAUCGGUCGAAGCGAAUCCACGAACAAUCCGCGAACUCCAUAGCCGCCUUAAUCGGAUUCAACAAAGAUGUCUUUGUGGGUCAAGUUUUAAUGGGUCCGACAAUCCACGCAUUGGUAACAAUGGCUUCAGUGCAGUCAAUCAGAGUACUCUGUUCUUUAAUCAAAUCAAUCAAAUCACCACUUGUGGAUGAAAUUGAGUCAAAUGGAGAGAUACCCAAAAUCAUAAGCUUCUUGGACUACAAAGAUCUGCAAAUGAAGCUUGUGUCAAUGGAUUGUGUUCUCGAAAUUGGGUAUUUUGGCCGCAAAGAAGCCGUUGAUGCUAUGCUCAAUGAAGGGCUUGUAAAGAAGCUUGUGGAGCUACAAAGAUCAGAACUUGGUGGGGAUUUGAUUGAGUUAAGUAGGUUUCAAGGAGAGAGUAGAGAGAGCAGAGAAAAGAAGUUUUUGCAGGGACAUCCAUUUGCGAGCUGUGUAGCAAGAUUUGCAGUGCAAUUGGAGGUAGGAGAAGGGCUGAGACAGAGAGAGAAGAGGGCCUUCAAGCAGGAGAUAUUGAAGAGACUUAGAGAAGCAUCUGCUUCUGAUGCUGAAGCUGCCACCAUUAUUGCUGAGGUCUUAUGGGGUUCUUCACCUUGAAUUUGUACCAACCCCCCCUCCCCUCCAGUUAAUUCUUUUUUUUUCUUUUGUGAUUAUUGAUUAAUCAUGUAAUGAGUUACAUAUAGAUUUUUGGUUGUUACAAUAUAAUUGAAUUCUGGUUUGUGUUUGGUGACAUGAACCAAAAAAAAAAAAGAAAAAGAAGAAGUUCAGAUUGCAUAUUCUGCAUAACUUGAACCAAAUUAUCUCUUAUGGAAGUGAAAAUCUUGUAUUUUUUGUGAAACA
This is a messenger RNA of Tripterygium wilfordii, 1514 nucleotides long. RefSeq lists its product as uncharacterized. Lineage: Eukaryota; Viridiplantae; Streptophyta; Magnoliopsida; Celastrales; Celastraceae. The transcript has a single exon. Bases 105 to 1271 code for a protein of 388 amino acids. The record is from RefSeq and is a predicted model, not a curated record.